CGCGCGGGCGCAGGUCUAUGUCGCGGGCGGCGGCGGCGGCGGCGGCCGCGCAGGGACGAUGCGCGAGUACAAAGUGGUGGUGCUGGGCUCGGGCGGGGUAGGCAAAUCCGCCCUGACCGUGCAGUUCGUGACCGGCACCUUCAUCGAGAAAUACGACCCCACCAUCGAGGACUUCUACCGCAAGGAGAUCGAGGUGGACUCGUCGCCGUCGGUGCUGGAGAUCCUGGACACGGCGGGCACCGAGCAGUUCGCGUCCAUGCGGGACCUGUACAUCAAGAACGGCCAGGGCUUCAUCCUCGUCUACAGCCUGGUCAACCAGCAGAGCUUCCAGGACAUCAAGCCCAUGCGGGACCAGAUCAUCCGCGUGAAGCGGUAUGAGAAGGUGCCAGUCAUCCUGGUUGGAAACAAAGUGGACCUGGAGAGCGAGAGAGAGGUGUCCUGCAACGAAGGCCGCGCCUUGGCCGAAGAGUGGGGCUGCCCCUUCAUGGAGACGUCUGCCAGGAGUAAGACAAUGGUGGACGAGCUCUUCGCCGAGAUUGUGAGGCAGAUGAACUACGCAGCGCAGCCUGACAAAGAUGACCCCUGCUGUUCUGCCUGCAACAUCCAGUAGCACCCGACCAUGGCUGUCCUGGACAGGACUCACCUAGGCUUGUGGGCAACAGUAGCCUCGUCUACUCCGUUGCAGUUUGUAGGAUGGCUGGCGGGAAUCCACAGUGCACCGCAGCUCUCGGGCUGGACGUCAGUUGUCGCCUCUGAGUACCCGUGGGUCCAGUGACUCAGUCUCCACCAUUGUCCUCAGCCUCCUGUGCGUCUGCAGCCUGCAGGCGCCCCGUGGAGCUACAGGGUGAUUUCAUUUGAAGUGACCAUGGUAUUGCCACUGAGUUAACAGAAGCCACUGCUGUGUAAAUUAAAAAUAAUCACAAGAGAAAAACCAGAAGAAUUCAUAUGACCACUAACAAUUAAAAUAUUUUGUCGUCUUUAAAAAAAAAAGUAAAGGAGAAAUAUUUUCCUACAAGAGUACUGAAGUCAGGAACUGAUGGACUGUCUGGCCAGCGUACCCCACCAGUGAAACAGCUGGCCACCAACAGCAUGGCAGGGAGUCUGCGCACUCAGCUGACACAUUUCUGUUUUUCAAAUUGAUGCUUAAUCGCAGGUGUUUUCCUAAUUUGUGACAUGAAAUCCACUCACCUAUCAAUCCUCGACAGAGUAAAAGUCAGAACAAGGUCCUAUGAAAAGCUAGUCUGGCUGUAGAAUUUGUUGAGUCUCCUGCUUUGCCUCUCGUGGGUUCAUGAGAAAUGAAAGCGCACACCCACCCUCUCUUCACAGAGCAGGGAUGGUCUUCAGUUACUAAGCAGGAAGGAAGCUGCUAAGAUGGAGCGGUUGCCUCGCCUUACUAACGAGCACUGUAGUCAAAUAACCAGUACCAUCGUGGAAGGAAAAUGAAGCCAUGUGACAUCCACACAUUCCCGUUUGCAGACACCUCACAGGACAGUACAGAUACUUGACCUUUUUUGUGUGUGUUCAUGAAAGCAGCCUUUAAGGGCUAUGAUUGCCAUACGACUCUUGGCUCACCUGCUUGGGAAAUCUGGGUUGCUGUAACAGCUUUAUUGUAGGCACAAAACAAACACAGAUUGAAUAACCUGUGAAGUAAUCUGGGCUUUAAAGUAGGAUGUAAAUUAUGAUAGAGUGCCAGGGAAGGGGCCACAAACCCUUUUCUCCUCCCUCCUGGAGGGUCGUGGAAGGGUUUCCUGUACCCAUUCCGCCCUGGUUACUGAAGUGGCACACACCGCUAGACUGCAUCUUUUGUUCUGAAAGGUGCUUCAGCUCAGCAUUGUUGGUUUUCAGAGCCGUGAAGUGUUUCCCAUUUGCAUGAGCAAUGGCACAGGAAAAGAAUCUAUUCAGGAGUCUCAUGAUGAAGUGUGGCCGAGUUCUCACCUCACUUCGCAGAUAAGUGCUGGCCAAUACCUUGAGCCGCCUCUGUGCCACUGGGCCUGGACGUACUUGGUGCCCACACCUUCCUGAUUCCACAGUCUUGUGCAAGUAACUGCUUAGUCUUAUGUGUGUAACUGAGAGAAGAGUGUGUUUGUGUGUGCAUGUGUGUUUAUUCCUAAGAAUUUGGCACAAUUCAGAGAUCAUUGCCUCUACUGAGAAUCUAUACUGCAGAACUUAAUGUAUGAGAAAACAUUUUUUAAUUAUUAGUCUCUUAUAAGCCAUUGAAAUCCCCUCGAGUGUUUUAGUAACUGGCUUUAAGCUUAGAAGGUAGGAAAAAGGUCAGUGGUGUUUGUCAUGUGUGAGAUAAAUAAAUAAAUAAAUACCGUGCGUGAAACCAGGCCCGGGUGUUAGAGAGUCCGCGUUGUCUUGGUCUUCAGUGUCGUUCUCUCUAGUUAGGAAGCACUGCAUUGUAGGACAGAAAGUCCUAAACAGUUUUCUUGGAACAAAGUUCAUUAUGUAAAAGCUGAUUCAACUCAGACAUAUUGAGAAGUCAGAUUCAACAAGUCUGUUUUACUCACAGAAACAGAAAUGCUAGCGCACUGACUUCUGAGGCCUCUGACUUGUGAGAUGAUUCUGAAGUUUACUCCCAUCGUGAGUAGCAGUCUAUGAUACUCCAUAUUGAGAGCAGCUGGACAGAUUCCACACUUCUGUCAUGGAUACCUAUGCAGGCAUGCAAAGGGUAACAUGAGAAGCCUGGCAAGGUAUGAGGUGGAGGUGUUUGUUCCUGGGCCCCAGUGUUUGCACCGCCCUUCCUAGUGCUCUCUGUCCCUCCGGUGUGAAUCUGACUGUUGUGUGUGAUGUUUGCCAAGAUGGGAAUAAAGCAUCCGAGGACAGGAAAAUGACACCUACAGGCACAUGAGAUAGUGGCCGCAGAGCAGAGCUGGUGACUUCGCUUGCUAGUUCCUAAAAGUCUGGAUUCAACUAGCAACUAGAGAAAUGAAAGUUUGUUCUAACAUGCCUUAAAAAUAUUAUGGUUUGACCCAAAGACCCACUUUUUCUUUAGCUAUUAUCAAGUUUGCUUUGCUUUGUUUUUUACUUUUAUCAAAAGGCAGAUUUCUUUUUUUUUUUUUUUUUUUUUUUUUUUUUUUUAGGUUACUUCUUUGAAGGUGUAACUUUCAGGUUCUUUUAAGCUGUGGUUGUGAUGGUAGCCAAUGCCUUUCCACUGUUGGGCUUCCACGAGACGAGCCAGCACGUUCUGGGAGGCCUUCUGGGUCUUUCCUUCGCCACUGAAAGGCGCUCUGAUGCGCCCACCCUUUGCUUUGUCGAGUUGGGGUGUGGCCCCGUCACUACAGCCGCCACCACUCUCUGGGCUAAAACUACUGAUACUUGCUUUUCUGUGUGGCCCGGGACGCCUGCUGUUUGCGUCCCAGCGUGAGUGUGGCCCGUGACUGUGAAGCCUCUUUGUCUGCUGCUCUUGGGGUAGUUUAGUUUCUCAGUUCCCCAUCAGUAGCCCCACCCCACCCCCUUAGCACUGGUUAAGCUUUAAUUGUCUCCUCAGCCAAUCAGACGUUAAAGACUGUGGGGGUCCUUUCUGUUUAACUUGUCAUUGUGCAUCUGUCAAACCUCGAUCAGGGUUUCUAGAAUGGCUGCAGUAGAGUUUGAAAACAGACUUACCAUUAUCAAUUUGGGGUUUCCCAGAGAUACAGUUCACAGUUAAUUGUUGAACUCUAAUACAACUGACCAUUUAAAAUUGAACAACAGUUUAUUGUUUUGUAACAAUGUCGAGUAAGCCCCGACAUUUCAAUUGAAACAUGAAUUGUAGUAUAACUCAAUGCAAAUUCAACAGUUGUAUUUGGAGUUAAAUUAUUUUAACAAAUAAAUUUAUUUAAUGAAA
Molecule: messenger RNA, 3826 nt
Organism: Arvicola amphibius (Eurasian water vole)
Lineage: Eukaryota; Metazoa; Chordata; Mammalia; Rodentia; Cricetidae
Gene: Rap2a
Product: RAP2A, member of RAS oncogene family
Exons: 2
Coding region: 59-610 (183 amino acids)
Biological process (GO): Rap protein signal transduction; negative regulation of cell migration
Cellular component (GO): plasma membrane
Molecular function (GO): GTP binding; GTPase activity; GDP binding
Source: RefSeq, a predicted model, not a curated record